Messenger RNA from Oryza sativa Japonica Group (Japanese rice), 957 nucleotides. RefSeq lists its product as uncharacterized. The record is from RefSeq and is a predicted model, not a curated record. Lineage: Eukaryota; Viridiplantae; Streptophyta; Magnoliopsida; Poales; Poaceae.
AUGCGGGAGACGGAGGAAGAGCGGCAGGCAGCACUGAUUGCCUCAAGCGUCCUAGAUGAAGCGCUGGGCGACAUCCGCUUACAGUACGAGGUCCAUGCCGAGGACUUGACGAAGAGGGUUAAGGACGCCCGUGGUGUCCUCGAUGCGGCUGCCGCCCAAGAGCAGCGCGAGUCCACCUUGGCUGCCCACGAGAGAAUGGCGGCGGAGGCGGAGCCCUCCCUUCGCCUUCGUGAGGAGGCCGCAGCCAAGCGUGACCGGACCACUCUCACCGCGAAAGCUUCGGUGGCCCGUCACGCGGAGGAGCUACGGCUCCGAGAAGAGGCGUGCCGGGAACGGGACGCCGCACUCGCCGAGCGCGAAGCCGAGGUGAACCGCCGUGAGGUGGCCUCGUGCCGGCUAGGCGAGCAACUCGCGAAACGCGAGGAGGCCGUCGCUGGGCGCGAGGCUCAGCAUCUGGAGAGUGCUCGCGCCGUGCACGCGGCGAUGGCGGCGAGGGCUUCUGAGCUGGAGGCUCGGGAGAAGGACCUGGCGGCGGGCGGGCAGCCCGGCGGCGCGGAGUUGGUGAGCCAGCUUACCGCGGCUCAUAGCACUCUUGCCGACCUAGAGCGCCUGGUGCAAGACCAGGCUAGGGAGAUCGCGGCCCUCCGCCUUACCAACGAGAUCGGACCCGGGCAGCUCUCCAAUGCCGUCGAUCGGCUGGAGCGCGCGGGGCGCCGAGUCAGCAUCUCCGUGCGUCGGGAUAGUAAGCUCCCGCCCACACAGCCGGCACUCGUGCUCCGGCUGGACGGGCUGGUGGCGGAUCUGGAGAGGCUGGAGGAGGAGGUCGGCGAGACCAUGAAAUCGUCGUCGGCUUCCUUGGCGCGGGCCGCGGUGGAACUGGUCCUCGCGAGCCACCAAGCCCGCAACCCGGACUUCGUCCCAUGGCCCGGACUCGAGGAUUUCCCCCCGGGGACCUAG